UGUUUCUAUUGAGCUGAGAUUGCGGGGUGGGAAUGAGGGGUUGGGUUGGGGUAGAUUCAGGUUUUCUUUGUUUCUUUUAUUUCUCUACUAUGUAAAACACUUUGUGCUUCAUCUUUUUGUAUGAAAAGUGCGAUACAAAUAAAGACUGAUUGAUUGAUUGAUUUUGACUUGAAUCUGUCUGCCAAUCGAAUGCUCAGUCACACUCCAGCCCAGUAGGUGGCGGUAAUGCACCUUCGACCUGGUUGCCAACCGCCCUUACGAACAAAAGAGAGAGAAGAAGAACCACGAGGGAAGUUUCCUGAAGACCCCGGAUCAGAAUAACCCGAGUUAAGGCGUCCAUCUGCAGUUGUCUUGUCUCUGUUUGACUCUUGGGUCGGUAGAAAAUGUCCAGGUUUCAGGAUCUUGAAGAUUUCUUCAGCCGGCGGCUGCUCGCUGCUGUUAACGGAGACCUCUCAGGACGAUCAGCAACAUCUGUGUAUGAAGAGGAGCUCCAACGGCAAAGAAAACUGCUGAGUGUGAUUUUAAUGCCUGAAAUCAAACUGAAGAGAGCAGGUUAGUUCACCUUCUUCUUCUUCUUCAACAUGAGAAACGAACAAGAGAAAACCACCGAAGAUCAAAACCUGUUGACAAAAAGAACAGCAACGUCACUGACCUUUGAAGAUCAAAACCUGUUGACAAAAAGAACAGCAACGUCACUGACCUUUGAAGAUCAAAACCUGUUGACAAAAAGAACAGCAACGUCACUGACCUUUGAAGAUCAAUACUUGUUGACAAACAGAACAGCAACGUCACUUAUCGGUAAUUGUUUCGGUUACAGAAAGGAUGACGUCACCAAGCACCUGUUCUGUGUCGGCAGUGCCUUUCAUCUGUUGACACAAUAACGUCCCAGCACAAUAAAAGCUAAAAAGAUCUCUGAGACAGACAGAAGCCAUUCUACUUAUAUUUACAAAAACAGGAAGCACAGUCCCCUUUCAAAAUAAGUCUCCCAAUAACUGCACAGCUUACCAGUAGGACACAGAGCUUCCCUUAGGUUAUGCCGCCUUGCAUCAAAAAAGCUUACACCACUUUAGUAAACUAAACUCAUGAAUUCCUUCAAUGUCAACAAUCUUUCAGAAAUCACACAGUCUGUAAAAGAUUAUGAUGUUGCUGAUGCUUGCUCAUCGAACAUCCUAUAUUGAGUGCACAUUAAAACACAGGAUCCAGGAUUCAGUUUGACGGUUUAUUUGCUCGUCUUCAGUGGAUGAUUUUUUCUGUACAAUCAAAAGGAAUAGAAACAAGAUGUAUCAACAUAAAAUAUUACAAAAAAGGGGGGACUGAUAAAGUUAAAUGAAUUGUAAAUUGGAUAACUAAUCUUACAUCAUAGAUGCAUCCACUUCAGGGCUUUAAAUCAAUACAUAUGCGUUUUAGGGUGACAGGAAUCUAAAGAAAUAAUAUUUGGGAAUAAACCAUAUUAGAAAUAAUACAAAUAAGGAGAAUACAACAACAUUUGUUAAGGCUUUGUCCGUUUCACACUCACAUUCAGACUCCCUUUGUUCAGUGCUGCUCUUGUUCAGGAUGCAAAAGGGAGAGCAGGCCUGAGGGCUGGCUUUUAUGGUGUUGGGGGUGUGGUUUGGCCUUGAGUGACAGGGGAGUCAGGUAUGGAGAUGGUGAGGUGAGAAUUUGGGAUUUAACAGCCGCCCCUUCAAAUAGUAUAUUUGAAUCAAUAAAUCACAAGUCAAUUCUGGGUGUCGGCUUUAAAAGGUGAAAGGAUAACUAGUCGGGCAACAGGGCGGAUGAACUUUCGUUGGUUAGAUGUCACUUCCACAGUCCUAAUCCUUCCAUCAUCACUGGGGAAGAGACGAGACACCUUCCCAACAUGCCACUGUCCUCUUGGUACUUGGGGAUCCAUUAAGAGUACCACUGUUCCCUCUGUCAGGCCUGGUGUGUCUUUUUGCCAUUUAUUUCGCACCUGCAAGCUUGGAAGGUAAUUUCUGAUGAAGCAGGACCAGAAUCGAUCAGUUAGGAUCCGACUAUGCCUCCAUUUUCUCUUUCCAAGUAAGUUGGGUUCAGCAUAGACAGCCUGUGGAAGAGAGGCAUCUCGCCGCCCCAUUAGGAGAAGGUUUGGUGUGAUGGGGUCAGGAUCUGCUAUAUCAGAUGAAGCAUAUCCGGUUGGUUUGGAGUUGAUUAUACCUUCAAUUUCAACCUGCACUGUAUGCAGUACUUCCUCUGGAACGGUUUGGCUUCCAACAAUCUCUCUCAGAGCAGUUGAAGACAACAUGAUGAUUGCCAUUAUGCUCCACAAGGUGAUGAGGGGUAUACUUUGAUUCUUCUGUCUGAGAGACUUGUUCAGGUUUGAGGUUUUCGCAUAAUUAGCUUGUUUUAGUUUACUGAUUUCAUUAUUGCAUAUGUCUGCCAAUUCCGGAUUGUUUUGGAGUUUGCGUUCAGAUCGACGGAGAAGGGGCAUAACAGAUUCUGCUGGGGCUUUUAGUUCAGGUGCAUCCUUUUUUCUCUGUGAAGGGGUUGCAUAGCGUUUGGUACGAUCUGUUUCAACUCUCACAGUUUUAUUAUCCAGGAGGUCUAUGGCGUCUCUAUCUUGUUUUGACCUUGUGAUUAAUUUUUCGUUUCUGAAGGGGAGGAUAUCGGUUUGCCACAGUUGCUCUACAUGGUGUUUAAGUUCUGAGUAGGGGUUAACCGGUGAUGUUAAAAAGCACUGGGUAGCAGAUGAUGACUCACCAAGGAAGGUUGGUCCUUGAAGGGCCCAUCCCAGGCGUGUUCUUACUGCUGCUGGAGCUCCCUUUGGUCCAUAUUGAACUCUCUCUAUAGGUGUAAUCAGGAAAGGAUUGUCAGAUCCGAUGAGGAUGUGUGGCUGGACUUCGGAGAAGGAGCUUAGUGGGAGACCUUGCAAAUAGGGAUAGCGUUGCUUGAGUUUAUCCACAGGGUAACUUUGCUCAACAAGCAUUAUCAUGUCGGAGGUGAAGGCUCUGUCAACUGAGAAUUUUUUCUCAGGGCUUGAUGCAGCAGAGAUUUUAAGGUUAACAGUUUUCCCGUUCAAAGUUUCUGUUUGCUGCCUCACUGUUCGCAGCUCGAGGUUUUCUGGUUCACCAUCCAGCCCAAGGUACUCUGCAGCACCUGGUAGUAGCAUUGUACGCUCAGAUCCAUCAUCUAAGAUGGCAUGUGUCUCAAAGACUCUAUUGUUAUGGUGAAGACUUACUUUUACUACUUUUAGCAGCACUUUGGAUGUUAGGCUUCGUGGGUUCAGAUACAACACUCUGGAUGCUGUCUGGGUUUUAUUUACAUUAUGUAGUACACCUAGAUGAAGGCCAUUACAUUUGGGACAGGGUUUUUUUAGAGUGCAAUUAGCUGCUUUAUGGGUUCUUCCACAUUUCCAACAUCUAUUUUCUUCCUUUAGCCACUUUGACACUUUCUCGGGUCCUAGUUCUUUCAGACUUUCACAGUUUGUUAGGUAGUGGGAGGUAGAUUGGCAAAAUGCACAUGGGUACCUUCUUUCAGGCUGUUGUUGGUAACCAGAAGCACUUGGGCGGUGAGUGAACCUCCGGUCGGAUCCAUGGAGGAUGGUGGUAGGAUGCUUGGGUCUGUAGCUUGACUCCUUUCUAUAAGUUUGAGGUGUGCUGAUUUGAAGACUGCUGGCUUGUGCUACCACGGCUUGACAUUCUGCCUCUCCCUCAAGCCAUACUGAAAAUUCCACUAGAUUGUAAUGAGAGGUUGGGGAAACUGCGCGGGCGUGUCUUGCAAAGUUUGAUACUAGCUCUACGGGAAGUUUAUUUAAUAAUCUCUGGACAUGGGAGGCACAUGCUAAUUCUGCUGCACUUUCUGCUGAAUUGAGUGAUUGCAACAGCCCUACUAAUGACCUAACUUUGACUGCAAAGUUUUGGAAUCCUUCAGCGUCUCCACGGGCCACUUUGGGGAGGUUGAGUAUGGUCUGGAUCUCCUUUAAAGCCAGUUGAUGUGGUUGACCAUACUGUCGUUCCAGUGCUGCCAUUGCUGCUGUAAAGGGCUGUGGGUGGUGAGCAUAAGACAGGGCAAUAUGUCUGGCUGAAGGGAGGUGAAGAUGAUCCAAAAGGAUAUGGAACUUAAAUAAUUCAGGUUCUUCUACAGGAAGAAGGUUUUUCAAGGCCAUCUUUAACAUUAAGAAUUCCUGGGGGUCAUUUUGGGUGAAACAAGGGAAGGAUGGACCUUCAACACGUGAAGUGUAUCGGAUUUGUUGUGCAGAGGCCAUAGGUAUGGAGUAGCUUGAGUUGAGGGGGGCUCCUAGAGCUUGUGGGGCACCAGUGAUUGGGGCUGGCUGAGGUGCAAGAUAUUGGGUAUGGAGCUGCUGCACAGGUUGAGGGAAAUGUUGAUACUGAUAUGGAGCUACAGGACUUGGAUGGUGAGCAGAUGGCUGAGGGUUGGUUGAGACUUGAGGUGGAGGUAUAGGCGUUGGAUGAAUGGUAUACAGCUGGAGUGGAGGCCUCUGGGUUGAUUGUAUUUGGCUAUGAGGGCCAUAAGAUGGCUGUGUAACAUUAACAUUGAGUGGUAUUUGCAUAGGCUGUGCUGUUAAUGUUAAGGGAGGGUUGACUACUGGCCUGGUAAAAGGAGGGUCAGUAGGAGGCAGACUAGCAGUUGUGGGUAUGAAAGGCCCAGAAUGUGACACUGCAGGGGCAAAUCUUUGAGGUUCAGGGUUGGAAUAAGCUUGCCGGAAUGGCACAUUAGUUAGGGAGGCUGAUGGAAGAAGUGGACCUGAUGGUACUUGGAUUGGGGACUCAUUUCUUAAUUGUGGAACAGGAGCAGGUCUCUUCGGUUCACCUUGUGCUGCAGAGAGUGUGGGAGCAUAUGGGAAAAGGGUCUGAACAGACUGAGACAUUUUACCAGGUUGCAAUGCAAGCACUGAUUCUGUUAGGUUGGGUUCAGACAUGGACUUUUCACACUGUGGGGCUGGGACGGAAUUUACUGGUUGAUUUGGCGAUGAUUGAGUUGUUCGGGGGUGACACUCCUCUUCAGAAUCUCCUUCUGAGUAGCCAUGUUCAUACUGUUCGACUCUCCCAUGUAAGUCCUUUAUCAUACUCUUUAACUGUGCCACUUCUUGUCUCAAUAAAACAGUCUCUGAGGUUUCUGCAGCAGGUUCUGCACAUUGACUAAAAUGUUUGGGAGGCUGGCCAUAAAGUUCGGUUUGGUAGUCCCGAAGAUACCUGGGAGGCAUUCUCUCUCUUUGUGGCCUUCCUCCGGCCUGACUGCCAUCAUGCCAAACUGAAUUUGGAUCCAUUUUCAAUAUAGAUGUUCUCUCCGGCUCGAAGCACCAUGUAAAAGAUUAUGAUGUUGCUGAUGCUUGCUCAUCGAACAUCCUAUAUUGAGUGCACAUUAAAACACAGGAUCCAGGAUUCAGUUUGACGGUUUAUUUGCUCGUCUUCAGUGGAUGAUUUUUUCUGUACAAUCAAAAGGAAUAGAAACAAGAUGUAUCAACAUAAAAUAUUACAAAAAAGGGGGGACUGAUAAAGUUAAAUGAAUUGUAAAUUGGAUAACUAAUCUUACAUCAUAGAUGCAUCCACUUCAGGGCUUUAAAUCAAUACAUAUGCGUUUUAGGGUGACAGGAAUCUAAAGAAAUAAUAUUUGGGAAUAAACCAUAUUAGAAAUAAUACAAAUAAGGAGAAUACAACAACAUUUGUUAAGGCUUUGUCCGUUUCACACUCACAUUCAGACUCCCUUUGUUCAGUGCUGCUCUUGUUCAGGAUGCAAAAGGGAGAGCAGGCCUGAGGGCUGGCUUUUAUGGUGUUGGGGGUGUGGUUUGGCCUUGAGUGACAGGGGAGUCAGGUAUGGAGAUGGUGAGGUGAGAAUUUGGGAUUUAACACAGUCCCACAAAUCCUUCAGUCCCCGUCUGGACCAAGUACCUUCUCCUCUAAACAACAAACAUGGGAAAAAAAAAUAUUCUCUGCUGACAGUUAGCCACUUUUUCUUGGAGGACCACUCCCAGUAAAUCUGUGGUUUGUCUUAUAGGCAGUUUGAGUGACAAUAAUAUAAUAAUAUCCUGUAGCUGAUGGGGUCCAAGCUGCUUUAUUUCCACAUUUCUCUUGUAGAGUCAAGGUUUAAACCUGUGCCACAGUAAAAAAUCUGCCUCGUUCACCUUUAAAGUUAGCCAGCAUUACUAAAACAGCACAGAACUUCCGGUUCGAGUGGACGCUGGCGCGUUUGGCUGCCGCUGCUCUCCGGUAAACUUUUAACUUUUUUAGCACUCUUCCGUGCUCUGGAGACCAGCCAUCAACAAAUGCUGUUCUCCCUGGGACUCUUACCCUACACACCAGACUUUGCUACCGGAGCUCUCACCGCCUUCUGUGUCUUGACGGGUAAGCUGAUCCUAGCCUGCCUGCUCGACCCGGCUCCGCGUCUCAUCCUCUCCGCCACACUACACCAUGUGGACCAGUAGGUUCUAUGGACCGGCUACUCUGGCUGUCGUGGUGUGGACUGCCCUGUCGCUCCUCCAUCUAUCCGUGGAAGGUCUGUUCCAAUACUCAGCGGCAGAGUUCCUCAGGCUCCGCUCCCAGAAGCCUGGAUCUCCACCGGCAGCUCUUCACCUCCACCCGGACAUCGCCCUCCUGCCUCGUCCGAGGUACAUCCACCGUGGGUCUCGGCGGACUCUCCAUUCUGGCAGCUCCAACGAGAUUACAUCUUUCUGGUCCUCCACUCGUCGCCCACAGAGAAACACCAGCCGGUCUGUGGACCACAGGGUGCUAGCCGACCUGGCUAGCUCCCCACAACACCACGAACGUCAACUUCGGUCUGCUUAACAUCAGAUCCCUCUCCGGUAAAGGACACCUCAUUCAUGAUAUCCUCAUUGACCGUAAGCUUGACUUCUUUUGCCUAAAUGAGACGUGGCAAGUCCCCGGUGAUUUUUCCCAGCUGAACGACUCCUCUCCGGCGGGGUUUGUUUACAUCUCCAAACCUCGCGAGUCGGGUCGUGGGGGAGGUCUCGCGAUACUCUACCGCGAGAAGUGGAAGGUCCUACCUGUCUCUCUGCCUCCUCUCUCCUCACUUGAAUGCCUGGCGUGUCAGCUACCUGGACAUGUCCCCACAAUCAUUGCCACAAUAUACCGUCCUCCCAAACCUCACAGUGACUUUUUAAAUGAAUUCUCUGUCCUCCUUAAUCACCUCGCCACUCUCUCACCCAACAUAAUUCUGCUUGGUGACUUCAAUAUACACAUGGACAAUACUACCCUACCCCUUACCAUGGACUUCUCCUCACUACUCGACAGCUUUGGUUUUGAACAAUUUGCAGAUUUCCCCACACACAUCAAAGGCCAUACAAUAGAUUUAAUUUGCUGCUCAGGUCUCACCCCCUCCAACUGUACCGCCGACACAUUGCACAUUACAGACCACUCCCUCCUCUCAUUUAACACCACUCUCCAGCUCUCCAUCCCAAAACCCCCCCGCAUCAUCUCAUACCGCAACAUUAAGAAUAUUAACCUGGACUCCCUCUCCUCCUCCAUCACUACCCUCACCCUGAACCCCACCUCCGCCCCUGAUGAUCUCGUCAUACAAUACAACAAUGGACUGUCCAACAUACUCAACUCCCUUGCUCCUGUCAAAUCCCACUCUGUCUCCUUUACCUGGUCCGCACCUUGGUUCACCCCCCAUCUCCGUUCCAUGAAAUCCAAAAAUCGACAGCUAGAAAGACUUUACAGGAAAACCGGCCUUACCAUCCACAAAGACAUCUUAAUAACUCAGCUAUCCCACUACAAGGACUCCAUCUCCCAUGCAAAAUCACAGUACUAUUCUGGACUUAUCUGCUCCAAUGCUGGAAAUACCAAAUCUCUUUUCUCUGUCUACAACCAUAUCACUCAACCCCCGGACUGCUUUCCUCCCCACAUGUAUUCCUCAGACACCUGCGACUCCCUCCUCAGUUUCUUCAAUAGCAAAAUCACUAAAAUCCAUCAGAACCUGGGCUCCACAUCCCCACCACUUCCCUCAUCUGAACCUCUCCCUCCUUUACAACCUUUUUCCACCUUUCUACUCCCUAAUCCCUCAGAAAUCGCUGAUCUCAUUACCAAAUCCAAACCCUCAUCCUGCCAACUGGACCCCCUCCCCACUUCCCUGGUCAAAUCCUGUCUACCCUCUCUACUCCCCCUCAUCUCAGUCAUCAUCCACUCCUCACUGUUGACUGGAACUGUUCCCACCCCCUUCAAAACUGCAGCCAUCAGUCCUACCCUGAAAAAACCUGGUUCAGACCCCAACGACUUCAAUAACCUCCGCCCCAUUUCCCACCUCCCCUUCAUCUCCAAAAUUUUAGAAAAAACAGUUGCCUCUCAACUCCACACCCACCUCACCCACAAUAGCCUGUACGAACAGUUCCAGUCCGGUUUCCGCCCCCUCCAUAGCACUGAAACAGCCCUCAUCAAGAUCAUCAACGACCUCCUCAUGGCAGCUGACUCCGGUCUAAUCUCCAUCCUCAUCCUCCUUGAUCUGAGUGCGGCCUUUGAUACCAUCUCUCAUCACAUCCUCCUCCAUAGACUCUCCUCCAUAGGCAUUUCUCACACCCCCCUUCUCUGGUUCCACUCAUACCUCACUAGCCGCACUCAGUUCAUCCAACUCAAAUCAUUCACCUCACAGCCCUCCCCUGUCACUUCAGGUGUGCCCCAGGGUUCUGUCCUGGGGCCCCUCCUCUUCAUUAUUUAUCUCCUUCCCCUCGGCAGCAUCUUUCGCAAAUAUGGCAUCCACUUUCAUUGUUUCGCGGAUGACACCCAGCUCUACCUCUCCAGCAAACCCGACGCCUCUCUCCCACCCUCCUCCCUCACCCACUGCCUCUCAGAAAUUAAAUCCUGGUUCACAUCAAACUUCCUCAAACUCAACCCCGAUAAAACAGAACUCCUCCUGGUCGGUACUAAGUCCACUCUCUCCAAAACUAACAGUUUCUCCCUCACCAUAGAUAACUCCACAGUGUCCCCUUCCCCUCAGGUUAAGAGCCUGGGUGUCAUCCUCGACAGCUCACUAUCUUUCCACUCCCACAUCAAUAACAUCACCCGGUCUGCAUACUUCCAUCUACGAAACAUCAACUGUCUCCGCCCUUCACUCACUCCUCACACCACAGCUAUCCUAGUCCACAGUCUUGUCACCUCCCGUAUCGAUUAUUGCAACUCACUCCUCCUCGGUGUCCCUCACAAAUCCCUCCAUAAACUUCAACUUGUCCAAAACUCUGCAGCCCGUAUCAUCACCAGAACUCCCUCCUUCCACCACAUCACCCCUGUCCUUCAGCAGCUUCACUGGCUCCCUAUCCGGUCCAGAAUCCACUAUAAAAUCAUACUAUACACCUUCAAGGCCAUCCAUAACCUUGCCCCCCCUUACUUCUCCGAUCUCCUCCACAUCGCCACCCCCUCACGCUCCCUCAGAUCCUCCUCCUCCCUCCACCUUUCUGUCCCCUCUGCCCGACUCAGCACCAUGGGGAGCAGGGCUUUCAGUCGCUCUGCUCCCAAACUCUGGAACUCUCUCCCCCCGGAUCUCAGAAACAUGGACUCACUACCCCACUUCAAAUCAAAACUCAAAACACAUCUGUUCCAAAUUGCUUAUUCCCUCUAACUGCCCAUUUCCAUACAUGUAUAUUGUUUUUAUUUAUUUUAACAGUGUUUUAACUGUGUUCUUAAUGCCUGUACAGUGUCCUUGGGUGUCCAGAAAGGCGCUUUUAAAUAAAAUGUAUUAUUAUUAUUAUUAUUAAAAGUUUCUGUAUCCUGUCCAGAAAUGGUUUUCUGACUUUUAGCAGUUUAGCAGCUUGAAUGACAGCAGCAAAUCACCGAAACUGCUUUGAAUUAUCAGCCAAUCAAGUCUUUAAAAAGGCAUGAUGUUUAAUUCUUUAGGCGGAUGUACAGUAAACAGACAAACACUCUGAGAGUGUUCAUUUCAAUUUUCCCAUGUAUAAUACACACUCAGCUGUGAGAGAGUGGCUGGCCUAACAUUGACCCUGCAGCCAUUGUAGUUCUCUGCAGACACCAACGGGAGGAGAAGGACUUCUACAAUCAUUAAAAACAUAUAUUUGCAUUUGCAACCAAAAGAAAAUGCAAAUGGUGACUCUGCAGUUAUCAUGCAAUAGGCCUCAUCAUGUCUCAUCAUUUUUUUGACAACUGCUGAUAACAGAUUCAUUUAGUUUUUUUAUGACAAGAGGUGGGGCUAAGCCCCACUUGUUCCUAAUGACCAUCACUAUGGCUGUUUCCAAAACAUCAUAAAAAAAGUGAUAAUGACUUGUUUUUCCAAUGUGUGGUGUUCAAAGUCAAAGUGCAAAAAAAUCCAUGAUGACAAAGUUUCUCCAGUUGAUCAGUUGGUUCUUCUCUGACCGACACAAACUGUAUGACCCGAAUGUGAUGCUUCAGGGCAGGCGUUUCUAGCCUGUUUUUUGGGAGUGCUUGAAACAACUUCUCCUUCAAUAAAACACCAAAAUAAAAUCUGGUUGGUCUGUUUAGGAGUUGAUUAAAUUUAACUUGUAGGGGAGUUUGAAAAUUAAAAGCAAGAAUCUCUAUCCAAAGUUUGUCUCCAACAUAGAUGCCAAGCUUAUCUUGAUGUGUCUUUCUGUACUUUGGUGUUUCCUGCAGAUGUCCAGCAGCUGUCAGUGAUUAAAGAGGAACCUCUUGAGCUCCAGGAGUGGAGCCCUGAUCUAAACCAAAAGGACACCAAGCACAUGCACAUUAAGGAGGAGGAACUCUGGAGCAGUCAGGAGGGAGAGCAGCUUCAAGGGUUUGAGGAGGCUGAGGCCACCAUGUUCCCAUUCACUGCUGCCAUUGUGAAGAGUGAAGAGGAUGAAGAAAAACCUCAGCCUCCACAGCUUCACCCAAAACCAAUUCAAAAGAUGGAAACAGGAGAUGAUGAAGAAAUCUGUGGAGUUUCAGAACCAGCUGGAAACUCAAAUCCUGUGAGUGAUAACGGGUCAGAAGACUCCUCUGUGACUGAUGAUGAUGAUGAUUGGAAGGAGACCAGUGAGGCUCAGUCAGGAUUAAACUCUGGGAAAUUAAUGAAAAGAAGAGGACAGAAAACUGUCAAGAAAUCUCAUCCUUGCUCAGAGUGCAGUAAAAGAUUUUCACUAAAACAGCAUCUGACCAGACACAUGUUAGUUCACACAGGAGAGAAACCUUUCAGCUGCUCUGAGUGCGGUCAAAGAUUUAGCCGUCAAUGUGCUCUGAUCAGACACAAGCCAAUUCACUCAGGGGAAACACCUUUCAGCUGCUCAAAGUGUGAUAAAAAAUAUUCCAACAUGGCGUCUCUGGCCCAACACAUGUCAACUCACGUAGAGAAAAAACCUUUCAGCUGCUCUGAGUGUGGUAAAGGAUUCAACUUUCACAACACUCUGAACAGACACAUGUUAAUUCACACAGGAGAGAAACCUUUCAUCUGCUCUUACUGUGGUAGAAGCUUCAACUGUCAAGGGCAUAUGAAAAGACACAUGUCAGUUCACACAGGAGAGAAACCUUUCAGCUGCUCUGAGUGUAGUAAAACAUUUAGACAGAGAGCGACUCUGACCAGGCACAAAUUAGUUCACAAAGGGGAGAGACCUUUCUGCUGCUCAGAGUGUAAAAAAAAUUUUUUUGAUGAAACGUCUCUGGCCAAACACAUGUUAACUCACACAGGGAAGAGACCUUUCAGCUGCUUUGAGUGUGAUAAAAGAUUUUCAGUAAAACAGCAUCUGACCAGACACAUGUUAGUUCACACAGGAGAGAAACCUUUCAUCUGCUCUUACUGUGGUAGAAGCUUCAACUGUCAAGAGCAUAUGAAAAGACACAUGUUAGUUCACUCAGGAGAGAAACCUUUCAGCUGCUCUGAGUGUAGUAAAACAUUUAGACGGAGAGAGACUCUGACCAGGCACGAAUUAGAUCACAAAGGGGAGAGACCUCUCUGCUGCUCAGAGUGUGAUAAAAAAUUUUUUGAUGAAAGGUCUCUGGCCAAACACAUGUUAACUCACACAGUGGAGAGACCUUUCAGCUGCUCUGAGUGUGAUAAAAGAUUCAAAUCUCAAGAGGCCCAAAAACGACACAUGAUAACUCACACAGGGGAGAGACCUUUCAGCUGCUCUGAGUGUGAUAAAAGAUUCAAAUGUAAAGUGGUCCAAAAACGACACAUGUUACUUCACACAGGGGAGAAACCUUUCAGCUGCUCUGAGUGCGAUAAAGGAUUCAAAGUGCAAGAGGCUCUAAAACGACACAUGUUAGUUCACACAGGAGAGACACUUUUCAGCUGCUCUGAGUGCAGUCAAAAGUUUUCCCAAAAAACAGAGAUGACUGCACACAUGUUGUCUCACAGGGAAGAGAAACCUUCAGAUGAUCAAAGUGAGAUAAAAGAUAUUUUGAUAGAAGGUCCUUGGCCAUGCACAUGGUAGUUCACACCGUAGAGAAACCUUUUAGCUGCUCUGAGUGUGGAAAAAGAUUUAGCCAUAAUUGUACUCAGAAAGUUCACAUGGUAUAUCACAGGAUUUAAUUGUUGAAUGUAUCUGACCUCACACAUGUUAGCUUACACGUAGAAAAAUAAACCUUUUUCGCCUGCAGUGGCGCAUUAUGAACUGUAAAAUACGACAACGGAGACCCCGGACUGUUGAACAACUGAAGCUGAACAUCAACCAAGAAUGGGAAAGAAUUCCACCUUCAAAGCUUCAACAGUUCGUCUCCUCAGUUCCCAAACGUUUACUGAGUUUGUUAAAAGGUGAUGGAACACAGAGGUAAACAUGACCCUGUGUUGCUGCCAUCAAAUUCUGAGUUAAUUAUUUCCCCCAAAAAUUAAGGUUUAUGAGUUUGAACAUUUAAUAUCUUUUCUUUGUAGUGAAUUCAAUUGAAUAUAGGUUGAAAACGAUUUGCAAAUCAUUGUCAUCUGUUUUUAUUUACGUUUAUCACAAUUUCCCAACUUUAAUGGAACUGGGUUUUGUACAUCAAAACAGUCAUACUCAUACAACACAACACAAUACACUAUCUGUAGUCCAUAACCUCCACACAAGAACUGAAGCAGCAGCUGUUCAUCAGGAUCACCCAGAAUGAAGAAUGAAUCAAAGCGUGUUCAUUGGGAUGUGUCUGCCUCCAGGUCUUUCAGCGUUCUCUUCAAAGUAUCCGAUGAAAUGAGCUCAUUGAGUUUCCACUCUGUUGGUAGAUCAUACAGAACCAGGUUGGAGGGAAAGUGAAGCUUCAUCAGUACAGUGUGUUCUCAUUGAAUGCAGGAGGUAUGAUGACAAAAGGAAAAUACUGAAAGCAGCAGCAGAGAAAGCUAAAAUAACCUUCAGGAGAGGAAGUCUUGGUGGCUUUUGUUUCAGGAUUCUCACCGUGUUAUUAGAGGAAACGGAAACUUUGACAGGAUCUAAAGGUCUAAAUUUAUUUACAGUUCAGAGAGUAGCCAAGACAUACGGUGAGGCAUCUUUUUAUUCCUGUGGCCCCCGUCUGUGGAACAGCUUACCUGAUGACCUGAGGACUACACCUAAUCUUAAUGAUUGAUGAAGCAAACUGAAAACAAACCUUUUUAGUCUUUCUUUCAACUAAAUUUUAUAUCUUAAUUUUAUAUCAUUAACUUUGUUGAAGUGUUUUAACAUUUAUCUCUUCUAGUUUUAAUGACAGAAUCAUCUUUGAUUAAGAUAUUUUGGUGUUAUUAUUGUCGUAUCUUUUACUCUUGUUUUUAUUUCAUUUUAUUUAAUAAUUCUUAAAUUUCAUUUUAUGUUACUUUGUUUUUAGAUUUUAAACCUCCAGUGUUUCUUUACCUUGAAUUUUAAAACGGUGUUUCCUCAGUGCGCACAUUCCUGUUUAUAUGAAUCGAACCCUUUUUAAGUUCAUGCAUUUUUAUACAUGUUUCUAUUGAGCUGAGAUUGCGGGGUGGGAAUGAGGGGUUGGGUUGGGGUAGAUUCAGGUUUUCUUUGUUUCUUUUAUUUCUCUACUAUGUAAAACACUUUGUGCUUCAUCUUUUUGUAUGAAAAGUGCGAUACAAAUAAAGACUGAUUGAUUGAUUGAUUUUGACUUGAAUCUGUCUGCCAAUCGACUGCCAACUGCUGUUACAAACUGAAGAGAGCAGGUUAGUUCACCUUCUUCUUCAACAUGAGAAAUGAACAAGAGAAAACCACCGAAGAUCAAAACCUGUUGACAAACAGAACAGCAACGUCAUUUAUGUUGUGAUCGUUCUUCUGUGUUUGGUGGAGCUUCAUCUUAUCAGUCUUAGUGUCUGUUGUUAGCUCAUUACAGUGAAACUCAAACACGAUUUAUAAAAGGCGCGAAUUCAACCCACCAGUGGCGAUUGCUCUAAGACUGCAAGGGAAGCUCGGCUUCCCUUAAAAUGUCACCCCCCCAAAAAAAGAAAAAGUGGUGAAAUACGUACGGCUGUGUGUACAUUUCAUUAACUAAAUACGCACUAGAAAGCCUUCAACUUUUGUUCAGACACUGUGAUAAGAAGCUGAUAAUCACAGGUAACCGGCAUAACUUCGUUCUCAUUCAUCCUUGCAGCGCCUCAGCGCUUUAAACAGCCGGACGCUGGGCUUCUGCUGACUUCAAUGUGGAAGCUCAAAGUGGGUUGUUCCAGCAGCGAAACUAGAUGCUUAUUGGAUAAAUGCUGGGUUUUGUCCCGCCCAUCAGAGGCUCAGCUUCACUGGAGUUCUAUGACGAGAGGGCGGUCCCAACUUUCUCCCGGACUCCAAGCUUCUGCAUCCAUGAUUGGAUGAGCUGUCUGAGGCGAAAUCCUUUUUUGAUUGACAGCUAAACAAGCGAAUCAGCGAUCUUGAAGAAUAAAACAUCUACCAGAGCAUUUUCCAAGUCAUUCAUUCCGUUGUUCUUAACUGCUCCGGAGACUUUACCGAUCCUCAGCGACUCUUGUCUUUGUUAAAAAUGACUGCCGUUGUGUUUGGCGACUCUGUUCUGUUACAUACAAAUAAACAAAUACAAUUAUGAUGUAGGCCAGAAAAAUGAGCUUCCCCUCCUUGAAAGACCAGCAGCCGCCACUGCAACCCACGUAUCAUUUUUCAAAAUAAAACCAAACGUUAAAAACAAGAAACGACGCUCAUCUAUUUCCUAAACAUGGUUAAGAAAAAAAGGAUACGACUCGUUUUCCCAAUAUGUUGUGUUCAAAUACAAAAUGGAAACAUUAUAUAACAACCUUGAUGUUAUAUAACAUCAUAGAAGACUAACAGGCUAGAGCGAGUGCCCUUUCUCAGAAGAUUCUAUCAUAGAAUCCAGAGCAAACUGAGUCAGACAGGAUCUUAAAAAGAUAGUUCAGGGUUUUUUCAGAGGGGUUAUGUGAAGCGCAUGAGGAAAGAGGGAUCGGCAAUCUGCACAAUGAACUUAGAUUAACCUUAGAUUUUUAAAACAGAGAUAAAAACACAGAAAACCACAAGGUGUUGGUCUUUUCUCUUUUAUUUAUUAUUUAUUUAAUAUUCUGACAGUCUCUUCAACUCAGUGUUAGACAUACAGCAGCAGGAUGCAGAGUCUCAAAUCCCUGUAUAUAUAUAGGUAUAUAUAUAUGUGUGUGUAUAGAAGUACAUUCUAAGAUGAGCUUUUAUUGUGAAGGGCCCUGCAGCAGCAGUUAGUGCAGGUGGCUGUGCAUCAUUAAGACAACAUCACAGACAGAGAGGGGCACAACCCGGGCUGACUGACUCGACUCCUCAACACGGAGAAGCGUUAAAUCUGAACUUUAUUAAACUCACAUCCUCUAAAAAACUCAAACUCAACCAGCUGCAACCUGAAAACACUGAGAGUACCUUUCCUCUGAACCCACGUGAAGAUAAAAGUGAAAUUCUGAGAUGAACAAGCUUAAAGUGUCGGACUGAAGAGGACCUGAAUGAAGAACUAACCCUCUCUGACACCAAUGAAUCGGACCGGUCUCUGUGGAUCCAUCAGUCAGCCCAGUCAAGGUGACACUCUAAAGAGCAGCGGUGUGGUUUCUCAUCCCUCCUCGUGUUUUUUCAGGUUUGUUAGGCUUGUGCGUUGAUGAUGUCCACAAACUCUGGUUUUAGAGAAGCUCCGCCCACCAGGAAGCCAUCCACGUCCUCUUGGGACGCCAGCUCUCUGCAGUUGGCUCCUGUCACUGAACCUUCAGGGUGGAGAAGAAGAAGAGGAACAUAAAGACAGGUUUCAGAGUGUGAUCUUUGUCCUCUGAGGACGGACGCCAAACAGGAAGGGCUCCACAAAAACUCACCUGGCGUCUGGCAGAAGGUUCUUCAGCAUCCGCUGCAGAACAGCCAGAUUCACAAACAUCUGUCUGCUAAAUGCCAAAAAAAACCCCACUCCCACCCUGCUGCACUGUGUUCCUGUUUGUACCAUUUAUUGGAUGUAAAUAAGAACAUUUAUCUUUUUAUAUAUAUUUUUAUUUAUUUGUUUUUUAUUCCACAGUAUUACUCAGCAUGCUGCUCUUUGACCCUUAGUUUUUAGUUUUUUCUGUAUAUUAAAUUAUGAUACUUAUUAUAUUAGAUAUUAUGAUAAUUAUUAUAACACCAUCAUGCUGUGAUAUGGAAGCCAAGCACCGAGAAAACAGAUAAUCACUGCUGUGUUUUCUGUCUGCAGUGACCAUAAAGAAAGUCUACGUCUCUUUCUGACGAGUGUGAAAGGUAGAAAUUCGACUGACCUCCGUAGAUGAUGCGCACAGAGUCAGCGACAUCAUCAGACACGUUGGCUCGGAGCCACGCCCUCAACUUCUCAUGGACCUCCUGAGCCUGCGCACACACACACGCACAGUUGAGAGUCAGUCUCACUAACAAAGGCGGUGAGGUCAUGACCAUCCUGCUGUCAUUUCUACCUGAUCAGGUGUGGCGGUCUUUCCUGUGCCGAUGGCCCACACAGGCUCAUAAGCAAGGACCACUUUCCCCCAGUCCUUCACGUUCUCUGCAACACAAACAACAUCGACCAUCAUGAGAUCUACAGAGGAGCAGUGGAAGAGUUUCUCCAUCUGUAAACACAGUCGGCGCUCUAAAGUCCGAUCACCUGCUCCAGAGGGACUACAGCAGGUUACAGUUUGAGGACACGCUGCAAAGAUCUGUUGAUGCUGUCGGACUUUUCAGAGACCUCUGAGGAGACAGACCUGCAUCCACAGAGGACCAGAGAUGAAGCCCCGCCUCCAUCAGCAGAGACCGCUGACCCACUUACAUUUUAAGUCAGAGUAAUGAAGAGAACCUACUUAGAGAAGUAGUCUGCAGGAGAAUCAUCAAUCAUGGUUUUAAAGGGAAAUAAAUAAAGUUAGAGUCAAACCCACCGAGUUAGACCCCGCCUCCAGAGAUGAAUGUUGUCGACCGCUAGUUAUACCAACUUUAGUAACGACCGCAGGAUAGAAAUACAGAGAGCCACGCCCCCAACCAAAACGCCACUCUAUAGCCACAAAUUUGUCCUGGGGGGGGGGGGGGGGUUGUUUAAUUUCUCCGAGAACACCAAAAAGGCUGGGGCUGGCCCUGCUCAGGCCAGUCCAUUACAGACUACAGCGGGGUGCCGCAGCUCAAGGAAGAACAUUUAUGAUCCUUUCUUCAUGGAAAUACAAUCAGACCGAGACGCUAAGACAGAAGAACUACCGCGUCUGUAAAAUGAUCAAUAUGGUGAUUAUUACUUCAAGGAAAUGAUAAAGAAAUGAUUUGUUUAUGUCUCUCUGUAUUUCUAUCCUGCGGUCGUUACUAAAGUUGGUAUAACUAGAGAAUCAAGCGGAUGACAACAUUCAUCUCUGGAGGGGGGGGUCUAACUCGGUGUUACGGUGGGUUUGACCCUGAUUUAAUUUUACGCCUGAGACUGAGUGAGUCCAGAACCAACAGGCUGUGAACCGAAACCCUGCAGAAUCCACGGGUCGACAGAGAAACCCUGAAAAAUCCACGCCUGAGUUUUCACUCUUUACCUGCGAUGACCUGGGUCUGGUUGUAGACCACCUCCUCUGUGGUGCCGGCCUCUCGCUCCUCCAGCUUCUCCCCGAUGCAGGCGAUCACUCCCAGGUCACUCUCCAGAGCAUGGGCCACCUGAAAACCAACCGACCAAUCAGGUUCAAGCAUAGAUCAGCCCCUCUGAUGUGUGUGUGUGUGGACCACAUAUGUUUGAUUUUCAUGUCCAAUCUGUUAACAUGGAGGAGGCGGGGCUUUAAGACCCAUACUGCAGCUGGUGUCUCACCUUCUGACCAAUCAGCUCGUCACUUUCCCCAAACACGUGCCGGCGCUCUGAGUGUCCCAGGAUAACCCAGUCCACGCCGCAGUCCUUAAUCAUGGCGGGGCUGCAGAGAGAGGACACGGUCUUCACAGAGUCUCAUUUUCAGGAGUUUUUAUCGAGUUUGUAAAUAAAAUUUAGAGAUUCAGAAACAGAAAAUCUGAUUCUGUUCAGUCUUUAAACGUGAAUCAGCUGAAUCUAGAAUCUGGAUUUAGUCAGAGAUAUUUCUGCGUUUGUUUUCAGUCGGUGGGUGAGAUACCUGAUCUCUCCUGUAAACGCUCCCUUCGUCACCUUGUAGCAGUUCUGAGCAGCGACCCCGAUUCGUGAAUCCAGAUUGGACCGAACAAAGUCCAGGUAGAUGGAAGGAGCGCCGCAGACCACCUCUGAAAAAUUCACAUUUAUGAGAUUAAAUCACAUCCAAGUAAAUUCAGGACUUCUAUAUAGACACAGUUCUGUCCACAUGGAGGCGCCAAAGUCUUACAAUCAUACAGAGGAGCUUUAAAUAAAGUGAGGGGGGGGGGGGGUAUGCUCAGGUAAACGGCCUAAAGUGACCCCAGUUUCUGCUUUAUUGACUUUAUUUCUAUUUUAAAUUUUAUUAUUUUAGUUUUUCUAGUUUGUGAUGAAGUCAGAUUUAAAAAGUUUAAUAAAGUUUAUGAUCAGUAAAGAGCGUCACUAACUGUUUCUUUAAAGACAGCUGCAUCGUUACUGUUCGCUUCAUUCAAACAUGAUUAAAUAUCUAUAAUAUCCAACAAAUGAACUUCCUGUGGUUCUGACCUUGAGUUGAUUAUAAAAACUAAAACUGUUAUUCUUUAAAAAAGUGAUUUUUGACUGUAGAUCAUCUUUUUUCCUUUCAUGAAUUUUUCAAGUUAUUUUUUAUUUAUAAACUCUUACUGUAAUAAAAACAUGUGGAGCAGACCACAGUUUUUCAAUUAAUCAAUAAAUCAAAUUAAACUUUAUUUAUAAAAACUUUUCAUACAAACGAUGUAACAGGAAGUGCUUUACAGUCCAUGAAAAACUCCUUUAUUUUAGGAUUUUAAUUUCAACACAUUUGAUUGAUUGAUUGAUUGAUUGAUUGAUUGAUUGAUUGAUUGAUUGAUUGAUAAAGUUUCUAACACUCCCAUCUUCUUCUUCUUCUUCUGCAGAGAGUAAGACGGUUUUGAGGUCAUGGACUUUAAGCUGAUUUACCUGUGAAGAGGAUCACACAGGUGCGUCAGAGACCGUUACGUAACUCAUCCUGAUCACGUGACCUCCAAUGUCACCGUGUCAUCUGAGCUCCAGCAUCUCUCCUCCGUUUGUUUGAUCGGACUUUAUCGAUCCCUGUGAUCGAUCUCAAAAACACCCUAACACGCACAGACUGAGUGAAUCUGUAGUUUAUCGAUAAACCUGAUCGAUUAAAGGACUCACCGGUGUUUUCGUCCAGGGUGGCCGUGUUCAGGGUCCCGAUCAGCUCCCCCAGACUUUCCUUGUUCCCGUUCAUCUUCCAGUUUCCUCCCACGAAGAAGCUCCGGAGCGCCAUGGCCGGCUGAAGGUGGCAGAGAACCGCGGAGAUGAGGAGGAGGAGGAGGAGGGUCCGAGUCCGAGUCCCGCUGCUGGUGUGUAUUUCAGGUGCAGUGGGAAAUAUCACGACUCAGCCACGGUAAACACUUUUUCACUGUGGCUGUGUCUCAUUUCAGAGACCGCAUCGACCUAAGUGCCCUUCUGCACCGUCGAACGGUGCAUUUGAAGUGUGCAUGACGUCACGACGGUGCGAACGGUGUCCCGUUUGGCACGAGAUGCUAAAAAAUGCUAAGCGCGCUUAGCAUGUUUUCAAGCGUGCAUUUAUCCACGCUUUCGUGCCGUCGGUAUCCCAGAAUCCUUUGCGUGCCGCUGCACAGCUGCGCAUUUCAGGUGAGAGGCUGGACUCGCUUGGAGACGCAGCGCGUCUUCAAAGAAAUUACAAGCAAUCCAAAAACAGCAGACAGUCAGCUCAGGCUGUAUGAGAGCAUGAUCUCUGAACUCACUAAAAUCUGUAAACCAAACAUUAUAGAUUUAGAGACGAACUGAUCCGCUCUGCUUUAACAAUCAAAAACAUUAGAAAUAAGAAAGCUGACAAAACUACGGCAGAGUAUCAGGACAACAUUGAGGUUUUUUUCUUUUAAGAUUUAGAGAUUAAAGUUGUAAAUUUAGGAGAAUAAAGUCAUAAAGUAAAUAAAGUCAUAAAGCUGCUUUUGUGGAGGGGGAAAUGACUGAAGCUGGUCAUCUGCAGGGUAAUCUGUGGAUGUAUCAGCGGGUCAUUCAGAGAGAUUUUGUGGUUUCUGAAGAAACAAUCAAACUGAUGAUAAUCAACAUUUGUGAUCCAGAGGGAGUCGAGCUCCGACGAGCACCACGUCUCUGACACCGGCCGUAGCCUACACCUGCAGAGACACCAACACCUUAUUAUGGCAUAUGGAUUCAUAUCAUAAAUUAAAGCUCAAUGUCAUUCACGGAUAUUUACGGCUGAAUUGACAGAUAUAUCCUCAGCAUAUUCAUUUCUGCCUCCACAAAAGCAGCGAUUUCCUUCAAGUACACCAGUUUUUUUCCCCGUGGAAAAGACGUAUUUCUCAUAUAUUCUUUUUUUAAAGUCUUUAUACUUAUGACAAUGUGAUGCUGAUGUGCCAGAGGAUGAAGUAUCUCCUAUCCUCCUUCUCAAUAGGGCCCUCAUACUCCUUCAUACAAAACAAUCAUUGGAUUAAUUUUGUGGGAAUGAUCUGGGCUUGUAUGUAUCUACUAUUUUGUGUCUGUGCAAGGUCGCACAAUUAAAACAAUAAAUGCUGCGCUCCGCAGCUUUUUUUCUAAUCAGUCGUGACGUAAGCCUGAGGGCGGGGACAUUUGGAGACCUUCGGAGGACUUCCUGGUGGAGUUGCCAAAUGUCCCCGCCCUCAGGCUCGCGUCACGACUGACUUAAAGGAAACCCGCGGAGCGCAGCAUUUAUUGUUUUAAUUGUGCGACCUUGCACAGACACAAAAUAGUAGAUACAUACAAGCACAAUUCAUCCAAUGAUUGUUUUGUAAGAAGGAGUAUGAGGGCCAUAUUGAGAUUUAAGACUUUAAGGACUUCGAGAUUUAAGUCGUGAAUUUACGAGAAUAAAGUCAUUAAUUUAUGAGAAUAAAGUUUUAAAGUUUCCUGUUAUUUCAGAGAGACUUGUUAAAAUUAGGGCCAUGAAGCAUUUGAAGGAACUGUGCUUCAGUAUAGGUUUCACAAACAAGGAGAUUCUUCAUCCUCUGGCACAUCAGCAUAACAUUGUCAUAAGUAUAAAGACUUUAAAAAGAAUAUCUGAGAAAUACGUCUUUUCCACGGGGAAAAAAUAUUGGUGUACUUGAAGGAAAUCGCUGCUUUUGUGGAGGCAGAAAUGAAUAUGCUGAGGAUAUAUCUGUCAAUGCAGCCGUUAAUAUCCGUGAAUGACAUUGAGCUUUAGUUUAUGAUAUGAAUCCAUAUGCCGUAAUAAGGUGUUGGUGUCUCUGCAGGUGUAGGCUACGGCCGGUGUCAGAGACGUGGUGCUCGUCGGAGCUCGACUCCCUCUGGAUCACAAAUGUUGAUUAUCAUCAGUUUGAUUGUUUCUUCAGAAACCACAAAAUCUCUCUGAAUGACCCGCUGAUACAUCCACAGAUAACCCUGCAGAUGACCAGCUUCAGUCAUUUCCCUCUCCGCAAAAGCAGCUUUAUGACUUUAUUUACUUUAUGACUUUAUUCUCCUAAAUUUACAACUUUAAUCUCUAAAUCUUAAAAGAAAAAAACCUCAAUGUUGUCCUGAUACUCUGCUGUAGUUUUGUCAGCUUUCUUAUUUCUAAUGUUUUUGAUAGUUGUAGCAGAAUGUUUGGUUUACAGAUUUUAGUGAGUUCAGAGAUCAUGCUCUCAUACAGCCUGAGCUGACUGUCUGAUGGUUUUGGAUUGCUUGUAUUUUCUUCGAAGACGCGCUGUGUCUCCAAGCGAGUCCAGCCUCUCACCUGAAAUGCACAGCUGUGCAGCGGCACGCAAAGAAUUCUGGGAUACCGACGGCACGAAAGCGUGCAUACAUGCACGCUUGAAAACGAGGCGGGGGUAGUGUGGUUUUGAGACCGAAUUUGAAGCGCGCUUAGUAUUUUGUGCCAAACGGGACACCGUUCGUGCCGCGUGGUGACCUCACGUACGCGUCAGAUGCGCCGUUCGAUGGCUGCUGUAUCUGAAAUGGGACACAGGAAGGGCACAGAACGGCGCAAAACGGCGUAAAACGGCUCAAAACGGCAGUGCACUCAGCUAAGCGCCGUUAAGCGCGCUUAUCACGAUGCGGUCUCUGAAAUGAGACACAGCCUGUGUUUAUUAUGGCAAGGCAAUCGGCUUUAGGGUGCAGUGCUGCCACCUGCUGGUGAUUGUCAGGAACUGUUUCCAACCCAUCAUGUACUAAUGAACUGAUUUUUAAUGAAAAUAAUAAAAAGAACAUUUGUAUGAAGAGACAGUCGAACUCUUCAGAGCUGCUGAUGCGAAUAUAAACUUUAUUUUUCACUUUGAACAUUAUGAGGAUUUCUUUAACUCUAAAUAAAGUUCUUAUCCAUGAAAAAAGGGUCCGUUUGAUAUUAGACAAAACAAAGAGACAGGAACCCGUUAAAAACAGGAGGACAGAGACGGUUCAGGAAAAACAGGAUCAACAGGAGUUAAAAUUUUCAAAUGUGAUUUAGAAACAGGAAGUGAGGGGGACAGACAGUCGGACAUGAAGAGGACGAGCGUUCAGAGCUUAGGCGCAGCGAUGGAAAAAGCCCGCUCACCCCUGAACUUUGACCUUGACCUAGGGACCGUCAGAAGGUCAGAGGAUCUGAGAGUCCGAGACGAAAUAUAAGAUUUUAAAAGGUCAGAAAGAUAAAAAGGAGCGAGCCCGUUUAAAGAUUUAUAAGUUAAUAAUAAAAUUUAAAUCCUAAAACGCACAGCAAGUCCGAGAAGAGAGGCUAAAAUAGAGGAGAUGUGGUCGUAUUUACGGCGAGCAGAUAAAACACGAGCUGCUGCGGCGUUUUGAAGGAGCUGUAAACCAUGAAGAGGUUUGACUGACACCAAAAUAAAGAGCGUUACAAUAAUCAAGACGAGAUAAAAGCAUGAAUAACCUUAAAAUCACUCAAAGAUAAAAAGACUUGACCUUCUUUAAAAGACGAUAAAAACUUCAUUUAUCUGCAGAUCCAUUUUCAAAUCUCUGUCCAUCAGAGUCUUUCAGGAAGGACUCAAAGGGGGACAGAUCUGCUCUGGGGUCCAAAGACGACAGACUUCAGUCUGACUCUCAUUUAAUUUUAGAAAACUGAGAACCGUCCGGGUUGGCUCAUCAUAAACGGUCAUAGAGAAAGUGACUGUGCGCGCUCACCUUUACCUUACCGCAUCAAGAACAUCAAAUAAACUUGUUAUUGAGGAAUCCAUCCUGAACUUUGGAGAAACCACAUUUCUGCACCGACAUGCAGGUCAGCGAAAGUCUCUUCCUGUUGAUAUAAUUGUCUGUUGAUAGUAGGGCCCGACCGAUUUAUCGGCGAGUUGAUUAAAUCGGCCGAUUUUAGCCCGUUUGAGACUAAUCGGUAAUCGACCAAAACUCGCAGAUUUUCACCGAUAUUUUCAGAAAUGAAAUUUGUAGAAUAAGAUUUGGUUUCACUUCGAAAAUGUUCGGCCAUUUGAAAAGUUCCCCGACUUCUCCUGUAGAUGGCGCUACAGCGACCUCAUGCCGACCUUCAUCCACUAACGACCUCACAGCAGAGUGACGGAUCUGAAGCAGCAGCUCAGGGACACGGAGGAGAGUGGUCCGCCUCAACGGGAAAUAAACCAGUUUGUGAAAAACACAAUAAGUCAACAAGUUUCAGUUCAACCCACUUCACCAUGUUCCCCGCUGGGCUGGUCUCGGUCACGCCCACUUAAUGCUGAAGCAAACGCUUUUCUGGUCCGAGUCUCAUCAGUCGGUCUUCCUGUCCACCAGUAGCCUACAGUAUAUACAGUAUUUAGUUUUCUUAGAUAUCUACAGUUUAUAUUUAUAUAAAUAUUUUUUAUAACUUCAUAAACUUUUUAAAAAACUCCCUGGUCGACAGUCUCUCCUCUCACAGACACAGACACUCAGACUCUGACAUGGUGUUAAUGCAGAAUUCUAUGUUUAUUAGAAAGAUUUUGAACAAACGUUGGUCUUUUUACAGAGGAACUGCACACGUGUAAAAGAACUACAGCUGAACCCCGGGGAGUAAAACUCAGCUGACAGCUCUUCACUGACUCGUUUGGUCGGUGUGUCGGUCGCCUGCUGGCCUGGCUUUACCUUUAACCCUCUCCUGUCCGG
Messenger RNA from Xyrichtys novacula (pearly razorfish), 24344 nucleotides. The record is from the annotation of a GenBank genome assembly. Lineage: Eukaryota; Metazoa; Chordata; Actinopteri; Labriformes; Labridae.